This is a messenger RNA of Drosophila sulfurigaster albostrigata, 1389 nucleotides long. RefSeq lists its product as uncharacterized. The coding region runs from base 144 to 1262 and encodes 372 amino acids. The record is from RefSeq and is a predicted model, not a curated record. NCBI's taxonomy places the organism in Eukaryota, Metazoa, Arthropoda, Insecta, Diptera, Drosophilidae. The transcript is spliced from 2 exons.
AAGAAUUUUUAUCGAUGAGAUCCCGCAAUGUGACCGCACCCGUUUUUUAAAUGUACAGAUAUGGCCACACUGUAGCAUUGUCGCCCAAAAGACGCCUAAUGGCGAUUUACAGUUAAGUUUAUACCAUAACGUUGAACAUCGCAAUGUUGAACGACGCACAAAGCGAUAAUUGCCAAUUGGCAAAAAUUAAGAAUUUAAACUUGACCGACCAGAUGGCAGUAUACGAAGCCUUUGAUGACAAUUCGAAUCGCAUAAGAAAAAAUCUGAUCUAUACCUGGGAACAGCAGUUUCGCAUUGAACUUUAUUCAUUGGAUUGUGAGAUGCUUAAAAACAACCGAUCAUUGUUGAACACAUUUAUGUCCAGCAUCAGUGUGAAAGUGGAGCAAAUGAAGCUGCAGCGUGCAACAAUGGAAUUUUUGAAGAUCUGCGAAAAUUACUCUUUACCAAGAGUACGAAUGUUAUCCUACACAGUGGAUGACUCUCGUAUUGCUGUUGAAGCACAAAAAAUAUUGACGAACAUCUUUCCUGGCGUGCGUUGUGUGAAGCCUGAUAAACAUUUUUGCCACUGUUCGUUGUCGAAGUGGACGCAGUUUCGGACGCUAAUCAUUAGAAAAGAGUUCUUGUGGCGCGACCCAAACGAUUAUUGUAACCUUCGAGAUUGCACGUUGAUUGAGGAACUGAUUGCACCUGAUAUCUACAUUAUAAACCAAUCAUCGGAUGGAUUUAUGCCCUUGCCCAAGCUGCGGACCAUUAUUAUUAGUGUGUCCGACAGAUAUGUAACCACGCCGCUUACCGCUCUCAUGGGUAUAGACAAAUACGGCGGUACUGAAGGCAAUACAGACAACAUACGCGGUUUGAUGCUGGACAAAGUUGGGUGCACAUAUUCCGAUCUAUGCGGUGUGGUUAGAUCUUUUAGAAACCUUGUGCGGCUGAAUCUCGACCGCUGGAGCUGCUUAAAUGAGACACGCCUCUGGAAAAUUGUUGCCAAAAGCCCAUCGCUGGAGAUCCUGGAUAUAACAAGGAUGAAUCUUGGAAUGGACUUUUUUUCAUCAAACCGACGUCUUAAGUGCGACGUCAUGUACUAUCGCCGUGCUCCUUUGACAGUCUUCUACGCUUAUACUGACCAAGAGCUGAUCCGCCGUUACUUUACGCAUCCUCGACUGCAACUUAUACCGGAACACAAAAUACAAGAACCACUUUGUGGAUUCAUUAUACAAUUGGAAUUAACUCCUUUGGAUGAAGAAUUAAUUCCAAUCGAAUAAUAUAUGCAAUUGAAUGCAUUUUGGGAGUGAAGUUUGUACCCAACAUUUAAAGCGCUUAAGUUUUUACUAUAUAUAUAUUUGUAACGAAUUAAUUUGAAUUUAAUAAUAAAUUAAUGCUUUUUGUAUG